Heterotrigona itama is the source of this 329-nucleotide messenger RNA. The record is from the annotation of a GenBank genome assembly. Lineage: Eukaryota; Metazoa; Arthropoda; Insecta; Hymenoptera; Apidae.
AUGGCAGAGCCCGGUAAUCGCAUAAAACUUAAAACUUUACAGUCAGAGGUUCAAUUCCUCUUCUUAACAACAUACCCAUGGCCAACCUCCUACUCCUCAUUGUACCCAUUCUAAUCGCAAUGGCAUUCCUAAUGCUUACCGAACGAAAAAUUCUAGGCCAUAUACAACUACGCAAAGGCCCCAACGUUGUAGGCCCCUACGGGCUACUACAACCCUUCGCUGACGCCAUAAAACUCUUCACCAAAGAGCCCCUAAAACCCGCCACAUCUACCAUCACCCUCUACAUCACCGCCCCGACCUUAGCUCUCACCAUCGCUCUUCUACUAUGA